Selaginella moellendorffii is the source of this 1272-nucleotide messenger RNA. Its product is annotated as caffeic acid 3-O-methyltransferase. Gene Ontology annotation, molecular function: protein dimerization activity; S-adenosylmethionine-dependent methyltransferase activity; O-methyltransferase activity. NCBI's taxonomy places the organism in Eukaryota, Viridiplantae, Streptophyta, Lycopodiopsida, Selaginellales, Selaginellaceae. The coding region runs from base 85 to 1131 and encodes 348 amino acids. Gene Ontology annotation, biological process: methylation. The record is from RefSeq and is a predicted model, not a curated record. The transcript is spliced from 3 exons.
UGAAAGCAAUAUCAGUCAAUCUCCUCAAUCGUCACUCCGGCACUCACCUAAAGAAGUCGAGGAGCCCUGAGCGCACCGAGCAACAUGGAAGACGAAAGUUGGAUGAAGCUCAUAUUGAUCAACCAGGGACACUUCAUCUCCUCGUCCCUCAAGGCCUUGGUGAAGCUCAAGGUACCUGACAUCCUCAACAAGGCCGCACCCUCCUUGCUCUCCCCAGUAGAGAUCUGCGACCAGCUGCCGCUGCGCAGCAAAGCCACUCUAGAUUCUUCCGCAUCUCAGCUGGGUCGACUUAUGCGUGCUCUGGCCAUGUUUGGUGUCUUCCAAGAGUGCCCCUCGUCAGAGGGAGAACAGAGGUAUGGCCUCAACGCCGUCUCCAAGCACCUAGUCACAGAAGGCAAUAGCGAAUCAAUGGUACCAUCGAUGAUGUUUUUCCCCAAGCAGUAUAAUGUAUGGGACUUGUUACCUGACGCUAUACUCGAAGGUGUACAGCCAGGCUCCAAAGCUCAUGCUGGAAAGUCGGUGUUCGAGCUGGACCCAGCCAUCGUCACGGUUUUCAACACCGUCAUGUCAGCUUACACGAGACGUACCAUGCGGCUCGCUCUGCAAGUUUACGACGGCUUCCAGCAUGCGAAGGUGAUUGUGGAUGUCGGUGGCAGCUUGGGAGCGUCUCUAGAAAUUAUCCUUGCCAAGUACCCGAACGUCAAAGGGAUUAACUUCGAUCUCCCAGUGGUCGUGGAACACGCUGCAAAAGUACAAGGUAUGGAAAACGUCGGAGGAGACAUGUUCGUCUCCGUUCCUCAAGGAGACCUCAUGUUGCUGAAGUGGGUUCUACACGACUGGAGUGACGAAAAAGCUAUCAAGAUCCUUGAAAACUGCCGCAAAUCACUUGCAGAGGGAGGCAAGGUGGUGGUAAUUGAUGCACUUCUGCCGGAGGUUGCUGAAAAAAGCGAGGAAUACAGCCUGGCUGACAAGAAUGCAGUUUUGUAUGAUCUAGCUAUGCUAACAACAGGAGAAGCAGCAAAGGAGAGAACUUACAAGGAGUUGGAGCAAGUUGCGAUGGCUGCCGGCUUCUCCAGCUUAUCAGUCAGAGCUAGAGUCGAUUCUGCCUCCAUUAUCGAGGUCUAUCCUUAAAACUUCCAGACAAUCAGUGCAAUCCAGAUAUUUGUGAAACGCAUUACCUGCUUGAUGCUGUUGCUGGUUGCUGUUCGCGAGAAAUUACGUCGUCCUCUGUAUCGUCACUGGUUCCAUCAGUAAAGUCGUCACUGUCGCUCA